ACUUCUUUGCGGUAACGUCGUGCGUCGAACGAUUUCCGUACUCCCCUCGACACCGGGCUUAUUUAAAACCGCGAAAUUACCCUCGGACAACUAAAACUAGCGUGGGCAGAUCUGCGAGUAGAAUAUUGAACGAGGUAAAAAAUCAUCGGCAAGGGUUGAAAUCCCAACCCCCUCACCCUUCACGAACAGAAUCAAGUGAGUGGCGGAAUCGGAGCUGAAAAAAGUGACGGUGGUGUUCAGUGAAAGUGAUCGCAAGGAUUCCACCGACCAAAAUGGGCCUCCUCACCUCGCUCGUCGUCCUGAUCGCGAUUUCGACGAUCGUUUCGUCGGAGCCGAGCGUGGAAAAGAUACGGACCGCGAUUCCAAGGUGCUGCCGAUCCGGCGAGACGUUGGUCGAAGGGUCGAAGGGCGAAGUCGGCAGGUGCGUACCGACAACGGCGAUGUGGCAACCUUUGAUAUUCUCGCUUUCGAGCCGAGGGCAAAUCCCAAUACCGGACGACUGGGAUAUCCGAGAGAACACGCGUCCGCACUGCGGAGUCGACAGGGUCCUGAGCUUCUAUCCGAACUCGAAGACCCAGCCGUUCAUCUUCUUCGACAACGGUCUCCUGAUCCUGAACAGUGGUACCGGAAAUGCCUACGAGCCCGACCAAUACUGCGCCGAAAACGAGGCGUUGCUUCUAUGCAGGAUGAAGGAGGAACUGAAGCCGAUGGUCUUCCAGUGCUGCGGAAGCGAGGCCACUUUGCACGAGGAUAAAUCUCAGUGCGCCCUAAUGCCGGAAGGCUCGCCACCCGACACUUUCGCGAUACCGAACGCUACCAGUUACGAUAUUAUACUGGAUUUCCCAAACUGCGAUCAUGUGGGAAAUUAUUCGGUGAUCGGUGACGUGGAUGAUGCACACAUCAUGGAAAACGGGACUCUGAUUUUCGAUCAUCUCAACAUCCCGCCGGGACAGUUUUGCAUCGAGAAAACUUACGAUAUGAAAUCGGUCAAGGUUAUCGCCUGUACCGAACACGCUAAAGUCAGGUCUGCAAUCGACGAGGAAACUAGCCCACACUUCACUCUAUAUGCGGUCGGAUUCCUGAUCAGCGUUGUAUUCCUGGCGGCCACCCUCGCAGCCGGAUGGCUGUUGCCAACAGCCCACCAUGUCCUCCAUUGGCGGUGCCAGACGCAGCAUGUUGUCUGCCUGAUGCUGGCCGACCUUCUCAUGGCCAUCAUUUACCUCGGCAGCAAGUCGCUACACCCCAAUGCCUGCAAAUCCAUAGCGGUAUUGACCCACUUCUUCUUUCUGGCAGCAUUCUUCUGGCUGAACACCAUGUGCUUUAACAUCUGGUGGACUUUCAGAGACUUGAGGCCGGCGAGUCUGGAAAAGGGCCAGGAAAUUUUGAGGCUUAGGGUGUACGCCUGUUACGCUUGGGGCGGUCCUCUCUUUAUAGCCGGUUUAGCGGCACUGCUUGACAAUCUGCCGGAACAACCUGGACUCAUAUUCCUCAGACCACGUUUCGGCGAGAAAUACUGCUGGUUUUACGGAAGCAUGGAGAGUCUGACUUACUUCUUUGGACCAGUCGGCAUUCUGCUGACAAUCAACGUUCUGCUUUUCGCUGCUACAGCUCGCGAGCUUACCUGUGGCCUAUGGAAACGUGAAGUAGUCAAGAGCACAACGGAGAGAGCCGCACUAGGACGCGUUUGCAUGAAGCUGGUCGUCGUGAUGGGAGUGACUUGGGUUGUAGACCUUAUUUCGUGGAUCGCCGGAGGACCCCAGUAUCUAUGGUACUUCCCAGACAUGGUCAACGCGCUCCAGGGAGUCUUCAUAUUCGCUGUUGUUGGCUGUCAGCCUCAAGUUUGGACCGCUUUGAAAAGACUGUGCAACAGAAAUCCGCGUACGAAUGCCGGAAGACAAGGAAACGCGGUGAGCACAACGAGCAACGGAAUGCCGAGCAUGGGUGACAGCGUCACACAGAAUCAGAGCACGAAAUCUGUGCCGUUAGAAACUAUCUGCUAAAGAAAGAAACGGACGAGGUAGACAUACUACGAUGAAAUUUGAAAAGUUCCUUUUACCACCAAACAGUGGAAUGGGUACCAGAGUAUGUCAUCGAUGACGACCAUUUUUUAGUGGAAAAACAGAGGAAUCGGAACGACGAAAGGGGAAUGAACUGUAUCUGUCUUGACAAGUCUUAAGGAAGAGAAAAUUACCGCAUGGUUAUUUAUAAUCUCAAUUAACAUAUGCUAAACAGACGAUGAAAAGAGUACUUCGACCUCUAUUGUGUUAAAAGUAUCACUCACCAUCGAGGUAAAUCUGUGAACAAUCCUGGAUCGUAAUUUUGGAUUAAUAUUUGCAAAUUCAUUGUCCGACACGUAAUAUUACGUAUUCAAUGCGUUUUUACUCUCAAAGAAUAUCCUAGCACAAUUCUUGAUGACCAACUGACCUUCGUUGUGCAAUCGAAAUGUUGGUACGCGUUUGCAGCGGACGUCAGCUAAUCGAGAUUGCGAAAUAAUUGGCAUCGCGGCGGUCUAAUAUUAUUAUAUUGACAUUCUUGUUUCUUUUACGUGUACCGGCCCAUUUUUAACUAGCGUUCGUUAAUGAGUAGUCAAGGAUUUUUCAAUCAGUUUGAUUUUAACGACGAAUAGAAAAAAAAUUAACCUCCUAGGUUAAUUUAGCACUGCAACAUGGGAAAGAGAAUUGAAAUACGACUUCGUUCUUCCAUACAUCGAGAAUGCGGUUCAUAUCAAAUGACGCAAGCAUCGGGGAAGUCGAAAGUUUUCACGAACCGAAUAAGAAAGUAUAAUACUAUUUGUAUAGAUUACGUUAUCGCACAAAAUUUUAUCCCCGUUUCGAAACAUGUGCGAAUUCCAAAUUUGAGAAUAAAGUCAAACUCUUCGCGCAUUCAAGGAGGAAAUGGCGGUAAGAAGACCAAGCGUAAUCAUACGUGAAUAUUAUUAGAUACUGACAAUAUGAACGAGGAAAUCAAUGCCUUUUGAAAUGCCUUUAUAUAACACGUCAGUGUUUACCGAAACGAAUUGUAUUCAAAAAAUUUCACGCCUGAAGCCAAUGCGUCUAAGAUAUUGCGUCCAGUUAGAAUUUUGACGUUUAACAGAUAUGAAAAAUUCAAAGUCCAAGUUUGAAAAAUUAAACAAACUGUCACCGCAACUGACGUAAACGUACAAUGCGUUAUUGCAACUGCGUUGACGUUGCGAAAAAUUGAUAAAUGAAUGAAAUGAAAGUUCAAAGAAUAACGGAAAAACCGUGAUAGGAGAUUCGUUCCUUUGCGUGACUGCACUUCAACAUGUACGCAUAUGCACAUAAAUUUCGUUGAAUGAAUUCUCAAUUUUGAGCCAAAGUAAAGUUACAAGUUUCUCAACAGUAGCCAUUUUGAUUUUGCACCAGCUACAAAAUAUUUUACAAACAUUUUUUUCUGAAUUCCAACGGAAUGUCGAAUUUUAUCUUGUUGCGGACAAUUAAUCCACCAACAACUUGAAAAAUACCUCAUCUUUUUUGAGAAUUCAAGCAACGAAAUUCGCUUGUAUGCUCAUGUACAUGUGUUUGCGAAAAGGAGUAAGAUAUCGCCUUAUGGCGAUAACCUCUCAAGAUGACGCGUUUGACUGCCAAUACUUUUAUCCGAGUAAACGUUUGACAGUUUUAACCGUGUAUUUAUUACUAUGUAUAUAGUACACCUCUGAUGUAAGGUUACAUGUAGAUAUUAGCUUCUUCUUCUUUAUGGAAGUAAGUUUAUAACGCUCAUAAAUUAUAUAUCAUGGUAUUUACUCAUUUGCUAACAAUUAUGAUAAAUGAAAUGUAUUCAUGCGUAAAAAAUAGGUGUCCCAUUUAACUGUUUCUAGGACUUUUACUUCAUGUAUUCAGUUUUGGAAGCUUGCGCUUCCGAAAUAAAAAACUGUACCGAUCAGA
This is a messenger RNA of Neodiprion fabricii, 3902 nucleotides long. It is a transcript of the gene mthl1, whose product is annotated as probable G-protein coupled receptor Mth-like 1. Gene Ontology annotation, cellular component: membrane. Gene Ontology annotation, biological process: cell surface receptor signaling pathway; G protein-coupled receptor signaling pathway. The record is from RefSeq and is a predicted model, not a curated record. Bases 273 to 2000 code for a protein of 575 amino acids. NCBI's taxonomy places the organism in Eukaryota, Metazoa, Arthropoda, Insecta, Hymenoptera, Diprionidae. Gene Ontology annotation, molecular function: G protein-coupled receptor activity. The transcript has 6 exons.